Molecule: messenger RNA, 5887 nt
Organism: Callithrix jacchus (white-tufted-ear marmoset)
Lineage: Eukaryota; Metazoa; Chordata; Mammalia; Primates; Cebidae
Gene: PABPC5
Product: poly(A) binding protein cytoplasmic 5
Molecular function (GO): RNA binding
Source: RefSeq, a predicted model, not a curated record
UGCGCCCCGCCCGUCCCGGCUCCCUAUCACUGCUACUGGCUUUUGGUCCCAACGUUGGACUGUCCUGCGGUGAGAAACUCCAGCCCAUCCGUCUGCGCUGGGACCGCCCGCCGCGCAUCUGCCCUUCUUCGCUGACUCCGCCCCGCAUCUGUCCAGACCCGCCUCGCGUCAGAGCUGACCCACUCACUGCACGUUUGCCAGUCAGUCUCUCCGGACCUGCCUCGAGCCUCAGGCUGCCGAAAUCACCGCGCCUCACUCGCCUCGACAGUGAUUCUGAGUCUGCUUUUAGCUUCCUUUUGCCUGCCUUGGCUUUUUCUGUUCGUGAACAGCUGUUUGGCCCAUAGCUUAGAGAAAGCAGCCUUUUUUUCUCUCCAAAGAGAACCUCCUCCCAGUGCUCAGAGAGAUGGGGAGCGGGGAGCCUAAUCCUGCUGGCAAGAAAAAGAAGUAUCUCAAGGCCGCUCUGUACGUGGGUGACUUGGACCCAGAUGUCACCGAGGACAUGCUCUAUAAGAAGUUCAGGCCUGCUGGCCCUCUGCGAUUCACCAGAAUCUGCCGUGAUCCGGUGACCCGCAGCCCCCUGGGCUAUGGUUAUGUUAACUUCCGCUUUCCUGCGGAUGCAGAGUGGGCCUUGAACACCAUGAAUUUUGAUUUGAUUAAUGGAAAGCCAUUCCGCCUUAUGUGGUCUCAGCCAGAUGACCGCUUAAGAAAGUCUGGAGUGGGAAAUAUAUUCAUCAAAAACCUGGACAAAUCCAUAGACAAUAGGGCCCUGUUUUACUUAUUUUCUGCUUUUGGGAACAUUCUGUCCUGCAAAGUCGUAUGCGAUGACAACGGCUCUAAGGGUUAUGCCUACGUGCACUUUGACAGCCUGGCCGCUGCCAAUAGAGCCAUCUGGCACAUGAAUGGAGUGCGGCUCAACAACCGCCAGGUGUAUGUUGGCAGAUUCAAAUUCCCAGAAGAGCGGGCGGCUGAGGUCAGAACCAGGGAUAGAGCAACUUUCACCAAUGUUUUCGUUAAAAACAUUGGAGAGGACAUAGAUGAUGAAAAACUGAAGGAACUUUUCUGUGAAUAUGGGCCAACCGAGAGUGUUAAAGUAAUAAGAGAUGCCAGUGGGAAAUCUAAAGGUUUUGGAUUUGUGAGAUAUGAGACACACGAGGCUGCCCAAAAGGCUGUGCUAGACUUACAUGGAAAGUCCGUCGAUGGAAAAGUCCUCUAUGUAGGGCGAGCGCAGAAGAAAAUUGAACGCCUGGCUGAGUUGAGGCGGAGAUUUGAACGGCUGAGGUUAAAAGAAAAAAGUCGGCCCCCAGGGGUGCCUAUCUAUAUUAAGAACUUGGAUGAGACAAUCAAUGAUGAAAAACUGAAGGAGGAAUUUUCUUCCUUUGGGUCAAUUAGUCGGGCCAAAGUGAUGAUGGAAGUGGGGCAAGGCAAAGGAUUUGGUGUCGUCUGCUUUUCCUCUUUUGAAGAGGCCACCAAAGCAGUGGAUGAGAUGAAUGGUCGCAUAGUGGGCUCCAAGCCCCUGCAUGUCACCCUGGGCCAGGCCAGGCGCAGGUGCUGAGAAUAAGAAUGAUCAAUUUGUUUCAGCCUUAGUUGGUGCCUACUUAGUUUGGGCUCUUUUGUGAUAAGGGGUUAUUUUAUGCUAAUUAGCAGGUUUUUUAAGUGAAUUAUUUCUUUUGAAAAAAAUGCAAAACUAGAAAACUUUGUCCAUUUUAUUAAAGAGCAUAAUUUCUAAUUGUAAAAUUGUCAUUUUGUACAUUUUUUGAUGUAAUAUCCUUAGAAAUAUGUAGAAUAAAGUGUAUUCCUCCACUUUUUUUCCCCUGAACAGUCGAGGUGAGGCAAUUGAUUGAGUAUAUUUCCCUUCUUAUUUCAAUAAUAUUCAAUUCAAUUUUUUUCAUGUAAAUAUUGUCAACAUGUUUCUUCUGAGUCAACCACAGUGAAAAGUUCUAACUUGCUUUUAGAAGUCAGUAGAGCAGUGGAAAAUAUAUGUGAUCCAAUUAACAUCUGCACAAUUUCACUUAAAAUUAUGCAAAAUGAAUGUUUUUUAAUGAAAUAUUAAAUUUCUUUUAUUUAUUUAGAUUCUUGUUUCAUUUUUUAAUAUGUUGUGAGCAUACUAAAUACAGACUUGAUAGUACUUUUGACUAAAUGUUCAGAGUGGUCAUAUUAACUUCUUGCCCAAAGAAGUAAGCAUAUUGGUGUUUUCUGAACUAGUCACUUAGAAAAUUAACACUUUAGGCAGUAGCUAUUUAAAGUAUGAAUUGCAUCUUAAAAUCCUUUCCUAAGAGAUUUGGUAUUUGAGUAUACUUUCAGUACCACUCCUACUAUUCAUUUUUCUAAAUUCUUUAGUACAUAUACUUGGUUCAUGUUAAAUUAACAAGAAAGAUGAAUAAAUGCACUGAAUUGCCUUUACCUAGAAAUAAUUUAAUAUUUUACCUUCAGCUUUUAUCAACUGUCAAUAUAAAAGGCAAAUAUUCCACAGAAUGAUGUUGAAAAACUUCUUGGAAGGACACCUUCUAUUAAACUUAUCUCUUGUAAAUUCUCCGAAGUAUCCUUUUGGUAAUAGUCACAGAUGUUUCGAAGGUAAGGAAUAGCUUGUCUCUUGGAUUAAGUCAUAUGCCUUCAGCCAUUAUAUGAGUACUGUGAAAUCAGUAUGGUUCUUCUUAUGUCUUGACUGCUUGAAAAUUAAAAAAGAAUAUUUUGUUCAAUGUUGCAGUUACAUUAAUUAGCCUGUAAUUUCUAAAUUAGAGAUUCUCUGCAUUUCACUUGCAGUUUUUCUGUUCUUCUCAUUGUCUGCCCUCCAUUCAUACUACACUUAUUUUUCUAUUUUUUGUAUUACCUUUUUAAAAAUAUAUACUAGUUCAAGUCCUUUUUGGAAGAAGAAAUACCUAAUUUAUGUAAAAUUUAAACAAUUACUUUUUUAUAAUAUGAUUCACUUAUGCCAUAGAUUCAACUAUUAGAAUAUGUUUUGUCUCUACUGUUAGUUUUAUUACCUUAUAUACAAAUCUUCGUUUUCAUACACAGUACAAAGUAAAUAUAUCAUUUUGUUAACACUUUUGUCAGCUCUUUAACCAUAAAAUAAUGACAAUAAGUUGUUUCUGUGUAUUCGUUUAUCUAUAAAUUACAGGUUUAUUCAUUUUCUAAUAUUUUCAAAAAGGAAAUCACUGUUUUUAUUGAUUAUAAACAUAACACAUGCUCAUUGUAAAAGAUGUACACAAUGCAGAAGGAAGUGAAGUUUCCACAGUUCAGAAAUAACAAUAUUUUCAAUGUGUAAAUAUCUUUUCAUAGCUUUUCUCCUAUGUAUACACAAGCAUUUUGACCAAAAAAGCCAUACUAUAUGUACUGCUCUGUAUUUUUAAUUCUAAACUGAACUAUAAUCAUUUUUUCAUGACAAUAAAUAUCAACCUAUAUCAUCAUCUUAGUGAUUGCAUAGUAUUCUAUUGUGUUGACAUAUAACUUAUCUAUAUGUCAUUGAAUCUAACUUAUCUGAAUUUUAACAAUUUACAUGUGUAAACAUGCAAUGAUGAACAUUCCUUGCUUAUCGUUAUCAAUUACAUGACUGCAAAAAAAGUCUAUAAUAAGUAAAAGCUUAAAUAUGAUAGUAGAAAUGUGCACAUCCAUACUGAUAUAUGUAUCAAAAUUUUGGAAUACAUUCAAGGUAUAUUCUGCAUUUAGAUUGACAAGUGGAAAACUGAAAACAAAUAUUAUUUUUCAUAUUUUCUGAGCCAACUUGCUUUACAUUAUUGUGAUUCUUAACAUACAUGAAAACUGUGAAACUGCAAAUAAACUUUAAAAUAUCUAUAUUGGUAAUUAUUUAUGAUAUAUAGUCUCCAUUUGUUUUUACCCAUUACCAGUUUUUAGUUAAAUUUAUAAACCUGAAAUAUCAGUGUCAGCCUGCAUCCUUACAAAUGCUUUGAUUUAAUAUACAUCUAGAAAGGUAUCUAUAAUGCAAAACUCAUCAAAUAAAAACACUUAAUCUAUUUUUGGAACAAUGUAUUUAAACUAUUACUAUUUUUGAAAAGCUAGCCAGUAUAUAGAAAAGAAGAAAUUAAAGUAUGCCUAAGUAUGGAUAAAAUGAAUAUAUUUAAGUCUCUGAUAAACUUGAAAAAAAAAACACUGUAAGGCCGGGCGCGGUGGCUCAAGCCUGUAAUCCCAGCACUUUGGGAGGCCGAGGCGGGUGGAUCACGAGGUCAACAGAUCGAGACCAUCCUGGUCAACAUGGUGAAACCCCGUCUCUACUAAAAAUACAAGAAAUUAGCUGGGCAUGGUGGCGCGUGCCUGUAAUCCCAGCUACUCAGGAGGCUGAGGCAGGAGAAUUGCCUGAAGCCAGGAGGCGGAGGUUGCCGUGAGCCGUGAUCGGGCCAUUGCACCCCAGCCUGGGUAACAAGAGCGAAACUCCGUCUCAAAAAACAGAAAACAAAAAAAAAAACAAAACACUGUAAAUUUCUUUGGUGAAAAUCAGAGGAAAGAUAUUCUCUAUUUGGACAUAAACACCAGGGUAGUUUUUCAAUCCUGUACUUUUAAAUUUUAGCUAUAUUUAAUAGACUCAUAGUAAUGAAGCCUUCCAAAGAGAAGCAACGCAAUCUUUAAUCAGUAACAAAGGAUUUUAAAAAGCAUUUUGCUCAUCAUUUCUUUUAGCACAAGGUAAUUAGUACAAAUUAAAUAGUUAGGUUAAGAAUGGACCAUUUUGUUUUGUUCUAUUUAGCUUUUCAAAACAACCACUUGUACAAACUGUAAGUGUACGCAAGGAGAAGAAAACUGAAAAUGCUGCUUUGUAAUUGCAAGCCAUCAUAGUCAAGGUGAUUUUGAGUAGCCUUUUUUGUACAAGAAGUCAGCACAUGUUGCUGUCUAUCUAGUAAUAAUGGAUAAGGAGAAAAAUAAAGUAUUACACAUGUAAGUGAUAUUUUUAGCCUAGUGGAAAAAGCUACAAUUUGUUUUUUAAGGGGAGAUGGGAAUGGAGUGAACACCCUUACUUUUUUUUUUUUUUUUGAGACGGAGUUUCACUCUUGUUACCCAGGCUGGAGUGCAAUGGCGCCAUCUCUGCUCACCGCAACCUCCGCCUCCUGAGUUCAAGCAAUUCUCCUGCCUCAGCCUCCUGAGUAACUGGGACUACAGGCAUGCGCCACCAUGCUCAGCUAAUUUUUGUAUUUUUAGUACAGAUGGGGUUUCACCAUGUUGACCAGGAUGGUCUCGAUCUCUUGACCUCGUGAUCCACCCGCCUCAGCCUCCCAAAGUGCUGGGAUUACAGGCGUGAGCCACCACCCCCAGCCAAAUACCCUCUUCUAUAUAACUUAACAAAUGAUUCCUUGCAGCUUCGUGACAGUUAAUAUAUCUCUCUUGGUUCCAGGAAGUCAAAGUAAGUUUUUAAAAAUCCUCAAGCUACCAUUGGAAAUAUGAGAAAAUAAAGGCCUGACGAAUAAGUGGCCUAAUUGAAGGGAAUAAUUAGAAAUGUGUCAAUAAAUGACUGCAGAUAGAUAAAACACGUUUUUUUUUCAGCACUUAUGACAAUAUCUGGAAUAUAGUAGGCAUUCUGCAAAUAUUUGUUGAAUGAAUGAAUUCAUAAUCUGUGAAUUAUAUCCCUCCAUUUGUUUGCUUUUCAAUUUCCUCAAUAUUUGACAAAAGAAAUAAGUUAUUACAGAAUAAUCCACUUGUAUUAAGGCCCAUCCUGUGAAGAAAUAAAAUUGAGAACUGAUUGGUUACACAAACUGGUGAUUAUGCAUAGUGUUGUUGGUUACAUAGACUAGUGCUUAUAGUGUUAAGGUUUUCUCUAUGCUUUCCUUCUCAUGCUCUGGUUUUUCAUUAUUUUUGUAUUUCAUACUUGAUUGAUGAGCCUAUCUUAAACAGACAAAGCUUCUAGUAAUUGGCAUAACUUCAAUAAAACAUUCUAUUUGUAAAGCAA